This is a messenger RNA of Rosa rugosa (rugosa rose), 635 nucleotides long. Its product is annotated as ethylene-responsive transcription factor ERF022-like. The record is from RefSeq and is a predicted model, not a curated record. The transcript has a single exon. Gene Ontology annotation, molecular function: DNA binding; DNA-binding transcription factor activity. NCBI's taxonomy places the organism in Eukaryota, Viridiplantae, Streptophyta, Magnoliopsida, Rosales, Rosaceae. Gene Ontology annotation, biological process: regulation of DNA-templated transcription. The coding region runs from base 1 to 585 and encodes 194 amino acids.
AUGACCCAAGAAAUUAAUCAAACCCUCCGGGCAGAUAUGGAGGGAGUACACGAGCCUGCAGUCAAGUACAGAGGUGUACGCAAGCGAAAAUGGGGUAAGUGGGUGUCCGAAAUCCGGGAACCGGGAAAGAAAACCCGGAUAUGGCUAGGAAGCUACGAGGCCCCCGAAAUGGCCGCUGCCGCCUACGAUGCGGCGGCAUUGCACCUCAGAGGACCAGGGAUCCUGCUUAACUUUCCUGAAAUGGUUGAUAGUCUUCCGAGGCCAGCCAGUUCGAGUCCCUCGGACGUGCAGUUGGCGGCUCAAGAGGCGGCAAUGAGGUUUAGGAGACUGCCAAUGGGGUCGGUUUCGACGGAGGUGGCUGGUGGCUCGAGUGGUGGCGCGGCGCCGGUGACGGUGGGACUGUCGCCGACUCAAAUUCAGGCGAUUAAUGAGUCGCCAUUAGACUCGCCUAAGAUGUGGAUGCAGUACAUGUACAUGUCUCAUCGUGAUGAGGCUUUGUUUUUUGGGGAGGACAUGCCAUCGUCUAUGGGUUUCUAUGAUGAUCAUGAUGAUGGUUUGCAGCAUCAGUCCAUUUGGGACUCCUAGUUUAGUACUUUUCACAUAUAAAUGAUAAUGUAGUAACUAGCCAAUUAACU